AUGGCAGCUGCUAUUUCGGAACCUGGGUCCCCUCGCAGUGAUCACAUCUCAGACCCACCUCUUUUUACUGACCCUAGCCAAAAUCCAUCAAGUCCUUUCUACAUACACCCUAGUGAGAACCCGUCAUCUGUCUUAGUCUCUCUUGUCCUCUCCGGUAGUAACUACCACUCUUGGUCUCGUUCCUUUCGCAUGGCUCUCACUUCCAAAAACAAAAUGGGGUUCCUUAUUGGCUCUAUUCCUAUUCCAAGUCCUAAUGAUCCUUCCUAUCCUCCAUGGGAGCGUUGCAACACGUUGUUCAUGUCAUGGCUCAUAAAUUUUGUCUCUCCUUCGAUUGCACAAAGCAUAAUUUAUCUGGACCGUGUUGUUGAUGUAUGGAAUGAUUUACCAGAACGUUUUUCUCAAAGUGAUCUUUUGCGUAUUACAGAGCUCCAGGAGGAAAUUUAUGCCUUGAAGCAAGGCUCACUCACUAUCACAGAUUUCUUUACUACUUUAAAGGCAUCUUGGGAGGAACUUGAUAAUUUUCGUCCUUUUCCACCGUGUGAUUGUCAAGCCCGUGUUUACCAUCAACAAAAUUUUAUUAUCCGAUUUCUCAAAGGUCUUGAUGAUAGAUUCAAUGUUGUUCGUUCCCAGAUUUUACUAAUGGAUCCUUUACCCUAUGUUAACAGAGUCUUUUCCAUGGUCAUUCAAAAUAAACGACAACAUGAUACUGUUGUUUCUCCUCUAGAUGCGCCAAAUGACUUUGCUAAUAAUGUCAUUUCCUCUUCAGCAAAUGCCACUAAUGCACGUUCUUUUCAUGGUAAAACUCGCGGUGGUGGACCAAGCGACGGAGGUGGUGGUGGCCAAACUCAACAAGAUAGAUCUUCAAAAAUCUGUGUUUACUGCAAGAGAACAGGGCACACUGUUGAUGUUUGCUAUAGCAAACAUGGUUACCCUCCUGGCCAUCCACGAUAUCUAGGUCAUCCACGUUUCUACAACCCCAACAGUGGUUCUUCUUCUGGCGUUUCUUCCUCUACUAACUACACAUCCACUGAUGACCAACUUUCUCUACUACAAAACCCUAUUGAGCAACAACAUGGAUCAGGUCUUAACUUCACCCAGACCUAA
Molecule: messenger RNA, 1104 nt
Organism: Cajanus cajan (pigeon pea)
Lineage: Eukaryota; Viridiplantae; Streptophyta; Magnoliopsida; Fabales; Fabaceae
Product: retrovirus-related Pol polyprotein from transposon RE1
Molecular function (GO): nucleic acid binding
Source: RefSeq, a predicted model, not a curated record